Molecule: messenger RNA, 2597 nt
Organism: Mya arenaria
Lineage: Eukaryota; Metazoa; Mollusca; Bivalvia; Myida; Myidae
Product: myogenic factor 6-like
Exons: 3
Coding region: 432-1574 (380 amino acids)
Biological process (GO): regulation of transcription by RNA polymerase II; muscle organ development; positive regulation of myoblast differentiation
Molecular function (GO): RNA polymerase II cis-regulatory region sequence-specific DNA binding; DNA-binding transcription factor activity, RNA polymerase II-specific; protein dimerization activity
Source: RefSeq, a predicted model, not a curated record
UUUUCAAACUGUGCCUGCAAGCAAGUUAGUUGAGGUUUUCAUCAAAUAAUAUUGUGACAGAAUUUGAUGAAAAAUUGUGAAAAGUUUUCAAACUUUCCUGGAAAAUCUGGAGCAAAUGUGAUGUCAAUUAGGAGAACAUGAUGUGGGAUUUGUGAGAGUUUAGCUAUUUCUAAGAUUUCAAACACUUAAAUAUUACACGUGCUACAUCCUGUAUAAUUUGAAGGAGUGAAACUUGAAAUACUUGUACAUGUAAGUUAGAGUUUUAAGCUAAUUUUGGACAUUGCAAGUUCCUUGAACGUUCUUUAACAUGAACUACUACUUGACAGGAAAUUUAAAUCCUAGUGGGGCUGAUCUUUGUAUUGCAUAUUUUAUAUAAAAAUAAUAGAAACUAAUAAGACAUUUACACAUUUUUUCACCUCUAUGUGUUGACCAUGAUGAUGACAGCGGAUUACAGGAGCUGUAGGUUCGAUACAGCCAUGCAGUUCAGCGCCGGAAACGGAGGACAGGAAGUGUUUGACGGACCGCCCCGAUACAUUGCGGAACUCUCAUAUACAGGCGGCACCGGAAACCGCGAUUAUUUCCCGGCCUCCGGUACCCCUUAUCAACGCUUCCCAGGGAGAUCCUUCGCAGACCACUACCAGUACACAGGAAACUCGAAUAACACAUCGCCACCGAACUUUUACAGCUCACAAAACACAGACUACAAUACAAGAAGUAGUAAAGUGCCUCCUCAGAGUUCUGACAAACAACAGAAGCAGUCGAAGCCGGUGAAAGAUGAUUCGGAGGAAAAAUCGCUUAACGUAAAACCAAGCAUGUCGCCAGAAGCAAAGGACGUUAAAAGUGUUGACCAUUGUUCUGUUAACGAGGAUGAUAUUGACAUUAAACACAACAGUCCACUGUCAUCUUAUGGGGGUUCAUUAAAGGACGAAAUGUCUGACAAGAGUGGGGACGAUAUCAACUCUGCUGACGACAACGAUGAACAUUUAACUCAUGUGCUUGCACCUGGUUACCAUGGUGAAAAUAGACGCUGCCUUUUAUGGGCAUGUAAAGCGUGUAAGCGAAAAAGUGUUCAAAUUGACAGAAGAAAAGCUGCAACAAUGCGUGAACGCAGACGGCUAAGGAAAGUAAACGAAGCGUUUGAGGUGUUGAAGAAAAGGACUUGCCCCAACCCAAACCAGAGGCUGCCGAAGGUAGAGAUUCUACGGAACGCCAUCGAAUAUAUUGAAAGCCUGGAGGACAUGUUGCAUGGCAACCGUCUCGUACGACCUGACGACCACAUAAACGAUUCCGGGUCAAACAACGGUUCUGACUAUAUGGCGGUGAACAGCCCUCACUAUUACCAGGAUAAGCUCCACCACAUGUCCGACAUGGCCGCCUACCAGCACCAUCAGAACGGUUUCAUGGACCAUAGUCAUCACCACCAGCAGCAACAUCAGCAGCAACAACAACAGCAGCAGCAACACAACGGGAAUGUGUCGAGUCUUGACUGCCUGUCUCUCAUUGUUGAGAGUAUAAGCCCCACCACUGGUUCACCAAUGAUGACCUCCAUGGCCCCAGCAGACAGACCUCUGUAAUACGAGUCUAGGCCGACAUUAAAAGUGCUAUGCAAAUGUCGUACUUCCAAAAGACAGAUUAUGUCCAUUUUCUGUAUUGUACUGUUAGGCUAUGUACUUCAAUUACGGAAACUUGUGGCGAUGUCCUUUUUCUGACACUUCGAUGUGCCAAAUUGAAAUAUGAAGUGAUAUCCCUUUCCUCGUGUAUAAUUGUGAUGGUACCCCAUGCUCGUUGGAAUGUCGUGUGUCUGCGGCAUUACGCGGUGGUACGCGUUUUGAAAUAAAACAAACCAUGAUAUUUUGUGACAUCAACACGUACAACUACCGUCUUCAAACUUGCGAUGCAUGAUGCUGGGACUGUGUAUCGAAGGUGUUCUUUUUCAUCCAGACUGAACAGAAUACUAGUGUUCGAAACUCAUGAAUCAAAAGCCAUACUUACAAUGUGUUCAUGAAAAAUGUGCGGGAAAUGGUAUCAAAAUCUUUUUUCUCACAGGAAUCAGAAGUAUUCGGUUUUAUAAUAACUGUAAAUGAGAGAAAUCUCAAGCUUUAAUUGCAAUUAUCUUAGAGUCAGCUCUCCAUAGCAUCUCAGUAGCGUGGGAACGGAGGGGCUAACAAGGAUAUUGCCACUUACUGGCUCGACUUUAUAAGACAAGACCGCCUUGUGUCUGAAACACUGCAGCAAAUUGUGUCAUACUAGACGCUAUAAGCUCAUAGUCGUCCCUGUAAUGUACCAAAGAGUGCAUGGAUGAACUGUUACCUAUCCACUUUUUGCUGGACUAGAAGAGUCGUUUUUGAAAACUAGUAUAUUCGUCUACAAAAUCUAACUUUUUUGUUCUUCUUUGAAGAUAGAAGCGAUUUUCCGUAGAAGUUUUGUCAACGUAUGAUCUCAAUAUAAAAUGAGUCGUCUGUUUCUUUCUCAAUUAUUCAACGUCCAUGUAAAAUUGCAUUUUAUAAAAUAGUCUAUGUUUUAAAUUUACUUUAAACAUUAAAUCAAUAAGUUGUAUCAAACUUUGCCAAUGAAUUGCUUUUUUACUUAUGCUAAAC